AUGGCAUUCUUGGACUGUGACUUCCCAGAAGCAAGUAGAAAGGUGCGCUUGAAAGAUGGUUUUGCCCCAUUAGCUAGCUACCAGGUUGCUUCGGGGUCGAAGAAUCUUCAAGACCAUCCACCCACCUGUGUUGUCCGGCGACUUCGUCCGAGGCUGGUGCUGAAGCCGGGCACCUUGCGCGAGGCUCUGCAGGCCUUGGAGCUUUGUGCCAAGGCUGAGGUGGCAGUCUUGCCGCAAGGUGCGAACACUUCCUUAACUGGUGGAUCUGUUCCGCGAAAUGACUGCCCACGGAAUCAGGUCAUCAUUAACAUGAGGCGGGCCAAGAAGAUCAUGCCGGUGGUGGGUGACACUCCUAACUUGGCCUUGUGCUUUGCUGGCGCCGGGAUCUUCCAGCUGCAAACCGAGCUGCAGAAACGUCACCGAGACUCUCAUAGUGUGUUGGGCUCCAUGUUCUUGAACCCUUCUGUGGCCGCUGGAGUCUCCUAUGGCAGCGGCGGCACACAGAUCCGCAAGGGCCCGGCUUUCACCGACCGCGCGCUCUUUUGUCGUGUGAAAGCAGAUGGCGAGGUAGAGUUGGUGGACACGCUGGGCUUGAAAGUGAAAGGCGAAAAGGCCUUGGACUUUCUUGAUUCAGCAGAGAACCUUGGAUGCCGAUUGCCUGCUUCAUGGCCAAAGUAUCGAGAAGAGCUCACAAAGGUGGAAAACAAGGUGUCGCGCUUCAAUGCAGAUACCACUGGAGUGGACUGCAACCGUUCAGAAGGGAAGGCUGGAUGUUUGGGCUUCCUGCAAAGACAUCGGUCGCCUGGGCGGAAGAAAGUGGAUCGAGCUCCUGGGGAUGAUGAAGCUGGAGCCACUGUGGAACUUGAAGCUCUUUAUCGAAACUCGAAGAUCGAAGAGAUCUUUUGGUUCAGAUAUGUUCAGAGUUUCAUCAGAUGUCAUCAUGUCUUCGGAUUUUCAGCAGAUCUUUAUCAGGUCUUCAUUAGCUUUGUAGAAGUGGCUGAUGAAUUUGACACUUGGCACGAGGUGGCCGAGGUGACCCAGGAUCACCACAUGCUGAUGGAAUUUGCUGAGUACACAGAUGGAGAGGUGGACGAGUUGAUGUCUCGUCUGGAGAAGUUUCAAUCGAAACAUCCAGGAACUGUACGAUUCCAUGUCUGUGAUAAUGCCUUCAGUGCAUCACGUGCGAUGCUCUUCCGCUUUGCUGUAGCGCCGGCGUUCCGCACCUACUGCAUAGGCCUAGGUCUUCAAGGCUUGUCCAUCGACUAUGCGUUGCCGAAGACGUUCAAGGAAUAUCCGACUUUGCCAGAGGCACAGUAUCCUAUCCAACACCGCCUGGUGUACUCUCACUUUGGCUGCAAUGUUUAUCAUGAGGACUUUGUCUUUGACAACCAGACAAAUGUUCAUGAUGCGAAAAUGGCCAUCAAGAAGGCCGUAGAGGCGGUCGGCGGAAAGCUCCCAGCAGAGCAUGGCCAUGGCACCGAGUACAAGGCACCCAUGGAUACGCAACGACGAUGGAUGAAGGCCGGAUCCACGUGCGUGAGAGGGUAG
This is a messenger RNA of Durusdinium trenchii, 1548 nucleotides long. The record is from the annotation of a GenBank genome assembly. NCBI's taxonomy places the organism in Eukaryota, Dinophyceae, Suessiales, Symbiodiniaceae.